ACAGAGCGUUGAUGACUGGUAUGGAAAAAAAACAUCAGAGCUCUGGCAUCGCGUUCUGAUGACGUAUGGGACUCUGUCAUGGUAGAACGAUGGAGGUGGAGACAGCGAAUCAAGAGAGUUCAUGGCUUCCGCUUAUUCUUGAAAUUGUGAAAUGCAUGGAUAAAGACAACCAGGAUGUGAACCAGGAGCUUUCGAAGCUGAAGAGCCGCCUCCAAGAGACCAGGGAGAAGAUCUUGGCCAUGCCCGAGAUAGAGAGCAGUCCUGGGGAGCAACAGGAGCAGCUGAGGUCUAUGAGGGACCAGGUGGAGACCAAGACUCAGCUCCUGCAGAAAUACAAGGGCCUAUGUGUAUUUGACUCCUCCACAGUACAGAAGGACCAAUGAUGAAUGGAUGGACGAACCAUAGAGAAAGAACAUGCCUGGCAUGGACUACAAAAAGAUUGUUCAUAAUGCUGGAAGGCUAGAUGGCCAUUGGCAUUCGUAGAUUGCACAUAUUUCAUCUCUAGCCGUAGCUAUACUUUGUAAUAGCAGACAAGUGUUGAUAAUACAGGCCGCUAAUAGCUUCUGAUGUAUAGAGUAUAUAUUUUGUUAAUUCUAUUGUCAUAUGUACUGCAAAACAAAACAAAAAUCUUAAGUGAG
Molecule: messenger RNA, 638 nt
Organism: Osmerus eperlanus (European smelt)
Lineage: Eukaryota; Metazoa; Chordata; Actinopteri; Osmeriformes; Osmeridae
Gene: med9
Product: mediator complex subunit 9
Exons: 2
Coding region: 66-383 (105 amino acids)
Biological process (GO): regulation of transcription by RNA polymerase II
Cellular component (GO): mediator complex
Molecular function (GO): transcription coregulator activity
Source: RefSeq, a predicted model, not a curated record